AAGCAGGAAGUGAAGGUCAGAGAAAGCAUGGCGACGCGCAGUGUCUUGCAGUCCGUAAGGACAGCACUGAGCUCUUUUCAAAGCGAUUUUAUCCAAAGGGGUCUUUUUCAAAGGAUAGCAGUUUGGGGAAAUGCGCAAACACGUGGACUCAGACACGUGGUGGAGCAGAAGGAGGGCAAAACGACAGUUAUAGAAGGUGUUAUAGAGCCUACAUCUGAGGUACCAAAGCCCCCCAAUCCCAGUGCUAAAUGUCCUAUUUAUAGAUGGAACCUUCAAAACAAGUACAACUAUACAGAUGUGCUGCUGCUCAGCCAGUUCAUUCGUUCAGAUGGUGGGAUGCUGCCGAGGCGAAUUACGGGUCUUUGUGCUCAUGAACACACCAAGGUUGCAAUAUGUGUGCAGAUGGCCCAUCGUGCAGGUCUUCUACCAGAUCAUAGACCACGCUUGCCCGAAGGCCACGUUCCAAAACCCAAGCCCAACCCCCCUCUUAACCGUUAUCUGACACGUUACUCUGUGAAGUCUGUAAACCCUAUCUACAAAAAAGGGCUGAAGUGGUGCAAGAAAAGAAUGCCUGUAGGACAUCCUGCUUUAAAAAACAACAUUAGAUACGGUCCGAAGCCACUUUACAUAAAGCAUUAAUGAAUAGAACUGUUUAUUCAAUCAAAACCCUGACACAUGCUUCAUGGAAGGGACAGAGAGGAUUUAUGGCACAAGAUCUGAACUCUUAUUGUUGCUAAUGGUUACAUGAAUGAUAAUAGAUCCAGAGUUGAUGAAGAUGUACAUUCCUGUAAUGUCCUAAGAUGAACUCUAGGUCUAUAUGUGGAGCCCUCCGAUUGUGGUUACAGCGUGAUUUUGGAGAAAGCUGACAUUUAUAUUAUUGUAAAGAUGAAUGUCUAAAUAAAAUAGCUGUGUUUACUUCAUCA
Paramisgurnus dabryanus is the source of this 923-nucleotide messenger RNA. Lineage: Eukaryota; Metazoa; Chordata; Actinopteri; Cypriniformes; Cobitidae. The record is from RefSeq and is a predicted model, not a curated record.